Molecule: messenger RNA, 1844 nt
Organism: Paramacrobiotus metropolitanus
Lineage: Eukaryota; Metazoa; Tardigrada; Eutardigrada; Parachela; Macrobiotidae
Product: protein FAM210A-like
Exons: 3
Coding region: 495-1643 (382 amino acids)
Cellular component (GO): mitochondrion
Source: RefSeq, a predicted model, not a curated record
UUUUACGACCUUCUCUAGUUUCAAAUUGGUUUACAAUCUUUGAGUUUUAAGAGUAAAAUGUGUCUAUGUUUUAUCAUUAUUAAAAUCUAGCGUGGAAGAUGGUUUUACAAAGUGGAAUUUGAAAAAGAAGCAGACUACUGCAACGACCGUGUAGCUCAAGCCAUACUGCACUGUAUUGUUCCAUGCACGCUGUGCUGUGUUGCAUUUGACUUUCUUCUGAAAUCUUAUCGGCUUUAAAUACCUACGAAGGCAUUAUAUAUUUUUUUCCUUAAUCUCCGUGUUGUAAUACCAACGUGGGGCUUUUUAUGGAUCGAAGAAGCAGAAGGAAGCCCUUAUAUUAGUACUUACUGUUGAGGCGCUGACUGGAGGAAAUCAAGCGUCUGAGUGAUAUUUUAUUCGACGAAUCUGGUCCUCCUCUAGCUUCAUAAACAAACGUGUUAUCCCAAGUAAAGUUUCGUGUUUUGAGUCUUUGACUGGCCAUCUUCUCUUCAACAAUGAUUCCUAGCAGCAACCCAUUGCGUUUAUUUCAACAAAUGGAUUUAUCAUCCUUCCUGACAUCAUCUCUGUACUGGAACACUGUGCCAGGCCGACUGCUCCAUGCUCUCCAGAAGCCCCAGUUCGCCGUGACGUCUUUCCAAACCUCCCGAAAUUUUCAUGGAGAAUUGAGAGCCAUCUCUCCCACGUCGAAUUGUGAGCAAAACGCUCCGCACCCCACUCCGAUACAUUCGUCAGGCAGUCUUGCACCACAGCGAACCCUGCUGGGACCGCGUUGGUCGCUCCUUUCGCACGUCCCCGUCUACCGUCAGCACACGGCGUAUUUCUGCACAACGUGCGGCCACUUCCGACAUUUCCAUGUGGAGAAACACGAUGACCGACGCCGGAUGAUGUCGAAAUCUGUGGAAGGACGCGCGCAGUCUUCGAACGAAGUCAGGACUUCCGCGUCGACCUCUCCUGCUUCGCCCAUGGAUAACGCCAACCAGAAGACCGUGUUCGACCCUCACAAUCAAGAGGCUGAUCAGUUUUAUGCACUGUUGGAGAAAGGCAAGAGAAAUGUCCGACGGAGGGAUCCGGAUCCCGCUCCGACCAUCGCCGAAGAGCAGUUGCGGAAGGAAAGCGGCGCGGAUGCGGAGGGGCUCGCGGAGAAGGCAGAGGAGGAAGGGAACAAGAAGGUGACGUUGUGGACAAAAUUUAAGGAUAUGUAUAAGAAGUACUGGUAUGUGCUGUUGCCCGUGCACGGCGUGCUGUGCGUGACGUGGUAUGGAGGAUUCUAUUUUCUUGCUUCCAGAGGCGUGGAUGUGAUCCCCAUGCUGGAGAAAAUGGGCGUCAGUGAGACUUGGAUUGGUUACAUUCGUAAAUCUGGAGCCGGUCACUUAGCCGCCGCUUUUGCCAUGUACAAGUUAGCCACCCCACUGCGCUACUCGGUCACUCUGGGAGCCACAACAGUCGCUAUUAAUUAUCUAACGAAACGCGGCUACAUCAAGCCGGUGCCCAGUGCAGCCAAGAUCAAGGAGAUGAUCAAAGACCGCGGAGAGAAACUCAAAGUCUUGUCGCGACGGGGGCGACGUCGCCUCAGCCGGAUUCGGGAUAAGUACGGAAAGCUGAAGAAAGAUGCGGCCCCCAAUGGGAAAAUAAAACGGGAUUGAUUGUGAUUGUGCCUUGGUAGUCUUUUGUUUUGGGCUUUCUUAGGAAAGUCUUUUUGUAAUUAUGUUGCUAAAUUGGUAUUAUGUAUUGUACAUGUGGCGAUCGACAACUGCACUGUGUGUGACUUACUAGAGCGUUUUUUGUUUGGGAGGCAACGAGUGAUGCGUAUAGUGGUUCCAGUCAUUAAAUUUUGAUAAAAAGAU